Molecule: messenger RNA, 5124 nt
Organism: Procambarus clarkii (red swamp crayfish)
Lineage: Eukaryota; Metazoa; Arthropoda; Malacostraca; Decapoda; Cambaridae
Product: protein N-terminal asparagine amidohydrolase
Biological process (GO): ubiquitin-dependent protein catabolic process
Cellular component (GO): nucleus
Molecular function (GO): protein-N-terminal asparagine amidohydrolase activity
Source: RefSeq, a predicted model, not a curated record
GAGCUUCAGUCAAGUGUUGGUCACUCCAGUGGGCAGGUCUGGGUCUGUGAGAGACGGGGUCUUCCUAAGUCAACACAAGUGCAACCGUGCAACACCCCGCCGAGGAUGUGGUGCAUCAAAAGUGUUCUUGAAUAACAAAGAUUAACCUACACAUUUUUGCUCGAUCGAAAGUGGUUGUUUUUGUGUGUGGUGAUCCAGUAGGUGGUUGUGAUUAGGGGAAAGCUCUUGGAGGAAGCUGUGAGGAGCCGUUGAGGAAGACUCUUAAGACAGGAUGGUGCUGAUAGUGAGCGAGCAUCUAGUGAAGGAGGUGCCCUCCUCCACCAACGGCAUAUACACAUCUUGGCCCCGUCUCAAGGAGACGUCCCACGCCCUCACCACGCUGAUGACGGAGGAGGUUGGGCCGCCUGGCCUCCUGUACCUCAGGCAGCGGGAGUACGCCGUCACCGUCCCACAUGAUGAAAACCUGCACAUAUUGGGCACUGAUGACGCCACCACCUCCGUUAUGGCCGUCUUGAGACACACAGGUUCUGGGGCGGUGGGUCUGGCACACUUCGACAAGUGCAGCCAUGACGAGUGUCUGAGUGGGCUACACAUCUGCUCUCACGACGAUGGGGUCCUGCACCUGCUCACCCGCAUCAACGAGCUCUCCAUGGGAUACACCGAUGGUCGUCUCGAGCUGUGCGUCGUCGGAGGCUUCCAGGACGCAAGAGCCAUUUGUGAGAAGGUCACACUCUCCCUCCUCAAUGCCAUGCACAAAAGCCCACCACAGAUCCACCUGGUUCUGCUAUGCACCGGAGAGAUGAACACCACGCUACGAGGCAACAUCUCAUGGCCACUUGUGAAGGGCAUAGGUGUGAGCACACAGACUGGCAAGAUCUUCCCUGCCACGUUUACUGACAAAGGACCAUAUCUUGUCCUUCGUUCCACUAGGGUCUUCACUGGUGCACAACAGAUGGUUGAUAUUUACGACUGUGCUCUGGGAUUAUUGCGAAUUGGGCCAUUUAACUACGAGCCUCAUGCAGGCGUGGAACUCCUAUUACAGCAGACAGACGAUGUCAUUCUUCAGUGUCUGUCCACAACACCAGAAGUUGAGGGACCAAGUUGGGUCAAGAUGGUACGAGAGGUACUUAAACACAUCAAAGAGCAUCCCUUCCCUGCAGUAACAAUAUUCCCAGACAAUCGGCCUCAUUACUUCCGUCGAGACAACUCUGGCGCAUGGACUCCCGCAGAGCUCCCCAACAACAAUGAUUCUACUCCCGAUGCUAAUAUUCAAGCAGCCGUUCAGGCUGUUGCCGGAGCUGCAGUUGCUGCCACAGGCGCCUGGACACAGGCAGGAGGAGUAACAACCACCUCGGCCCCACCUACACCAGCUGCUCUUUCCCCUGCCCCUUGGGGUGCUUCGGUACCUCCCAGAUAUGGAUCUCUGCAUUUGGACUGCCGCUUGAAGACACACCUAGCUGUACCGCCAGUUGUAAAUCCAGGACAACAUUAUGACGAUCCUCUACUUAAUCCCGUGAAGGAUCGUUUCAUGCCAGCUUGGCAGGCCUCACAAUUGUGACCAUCCACUUUUAAUCUGCAAGACCCCUUCCCUCUGCCAGAAGGCAUGGGAGCAGGCUGAAUACCUGGCUGGGUGACGUGGCUCUGCGGCGGAGCACCGUCGCCACAUUUCUGCACCAGCCGCCAGAAUUCAUCGUGCCAAACUGCAGACCACUACCAUCAACUACAUAUUACCUACACUACUAACUCUCACACUUGUUAAUGCAGUAUAUAUAUAUAUAUAUAUAUAGAUUACCAAUUUUUGGGAUAGCCCACAGGAGGAAUACCAAAUCUUUAAUUCAUUUGACUAGCUACAUUCUAUAUGUAGAUUAUUAUUACUGUACUGAAAUUUGUUAUUAAUUUUAUUAAUAUUUGUUAUAAUGAAAGAUGGAUUAAUGAUGGAUACUGGAUUAAGCAUAACUAUUAGGCUACACAUUGCAAAACAUCUAGACUACAACAUGGAUUAAAAUUGGGUGUUGCUUAAACUUAAGUUCAACUUGUGUGGACAUGUGUGGGUGUGAUGCAGUGUAUGGUGUGUGUGUGUUGGAGAGGAGGUGGAGGUCUUGCUGCAGCGUUGACUCGGGCUCUGGCCAUUAAUGCUAAGUGUCUCUCUCCUCCCUGGUGCAAUAUUUAUCCCGGGUCGGGGUAUUCAUCAAUAACUCUGUAAUACUUUUGCAGUGCCACUGUUUAGUAAAAGGUGAUCACGAGUGAUCCAAGAUAGGAAGAAAUUAUUUUAACGACUAGUGUCAAUGUUCAAAUUAAAGAAAGUGUAUUAAAGUUUUCCAACAGUGAUCAGCACAUUAUUAUAUCACAGGAUUAUUUGCAGAGAUUCUCCACCGCAGAAUGUAGAAAUUCAUUCUCAUCACAUUAAAUAAAAUGAUUGAAAUGUUAUCAUUACUGGCCUAAAUUAAGUAAGAAUUUAAAUUCAAUGUGAUAGUAAUUCAUUUGUCUAGGAUAUGAAGUCUUAAAAGCAUUUUCUGUGUUCUAUAUUAAUUCAUAACACCAUGCCAAUACAGAUGUCAAUAUUUCAGUUAUUUUACUUAGUCUAACAUUCAUGAUAGGGUCGACAUUUCAGUUUAUGCCAUUUAUUAAAGGGUAAUAUUGUAAUUGUGUUGCGAGCAAUAUUACCUUAGGGGUAAUGUAUAUGAAUGGUUGUAUUACCUUCUGUGUAAUGUAUAUGAAUCUUUUAGUGCGCAUUGUUUUACCUUUGUACAUGUAGAUGUUCUCAGUAGGACAUACACUAUAUAAGUCUGUGAAUAUUAUUAUUAUUUUUAUUUUAUUUUUGGUAGUGAUAGAAGGUACUUUUUAUGUAUUUUUUCCAUUAUAUGCGAUAGAAUCUCUUAAGGUGAUCUGAUGUGUGACAAAAAGGGUUUUGCUUUUUUUUAGACUUUUAGAUAUUUGUUGUCAGGUUUAUGAAAAAACUGCUCUGCAGAUAAAACAGGUUGCCAAACUUUGUGCCAAUAACUUGUCUGGCAAACAAAAAAAUAAAUAAAUAAAUAAAUAAAUAAAUAAAAAUAAUUUUUGUUUAUAGAAAUUACCAAAUUUAGGGGCCUAGUGUGAUUGGCUGCCAAAGCAGAUUUAAAUGUAUAUUUUUCUUGUGUGACAAUACAGCUUUUAAAUUGUUCAAAAACUGUUUCUUACAACAAUUACAUUAGUAUUUACAUUUUAUCUACUGUUUAAGGUUAUAAGCUUUUUCAACCACUUAUACUGUAUAAUAGAUGUGUUUCUUCAAACAACUUUUGUUAUUCAAUAUGGAACUAAACUUGGAAACAAUGUAGUUCCUCUAAUAUAUAUAUACAGUACACAUUUAAUAAGAUUAUACUGCAGAAAGUGUUCAAAUUUAUCAAUCAUGACAGCGGAGACUAUUGUGGUGUUUAAGGACUUCCUUAUGAAUGUAGACCAUUUUUUGUGGGGGCAAUGCUGAAUUUAUUGAUAAUAUGAAUUCCAGUGUGUAUGUUUGCCAUGUUUGAGGUGGUGGUGGAAAUUUAACUAAACACAGUAACCAAGUUGUUAUUAUUGGAAUAUCCAAAAUGCAGUCUUGCUCAAAACUGUAAAAUUGUAUGACAUAAGAUUCCUUACAAUAAAUAUAAAUUUAAAAUUAAAAUAUACUUUAGCAACGUUAUAUAAAUAUAUUCAAGUAAUUGGAAUGUCGAAUAAAUUCCACUACAGAAGAUUAUUGUGAAUAAGCUUUAGGCUCGGCUCUACCGCCGUCGCUGCCACCACUGCCUCUCUCUCUGCUAGUGUGUUUCGGAGGAGUUACAGUGUACCGUGUUGGUGGACCUUCUUGCUAGUGAACUAGCUCUCCUGUACCUGCUAUGUUAACAUCAUCAAUGCUCUUAACAUGACCAUUGCUAUGCUCUCAAGACAUUUAUGAUCAUAUUUGAAGAACAAAUAUGAUUAUAAAUUAUUACUGUAUUUUAUUGAUUUUUUUUUUUUUUGUUAUAUGACAGUUUAAUUAUCAGAUUUUAUUAGAUUCAAGAUAAUUUUUGUAAUGUACUGUAAUAUUGAAAACUUGAGAAUAAAAUUAGUAAAAGUUUAAUUUUAAAUAAAAACUUUGUACAGAUGACUUGGAUCAAGAAGAAACAUUAAUUCAUGUCUUCUUCCAAACUCCAUUGUUUGGGAUGCUAGGAGCAGGUGAUAAAGAGGACUUUUGUAAAUCAUAUAGAGCAUCAAGUCUGUUUUUGCUUAUUAGUAGUGUUUAACUCUCUGGAAAUAGAACUUUCCAGACUGGAGGAGAAAAAGCAAAGACACGGUGGGAAGUCUUAAUUAAAGAAAUCUUGCACCAAUAUCUGAAUUUACCCGAGGGCCACUAUCUCCUUAUUUCCCUGUGCCUCAAUGGGCACAGGGAGCCAGGGGCAUGUUAAAGUGUUCCCCCCCAUUAUUGAAUUCCCCCAUUAUAUCACUCUUUGCGGACAUUACCAGCAGUUACUUGUACCUCUCUUAAGCAUGUCUGUGCAUUAUAAAUUAAUAUUUUUAAUAAAAACAAAUAAUAUCUUUGUUUUAAGAAUAUUUAAUUUGACUUAAUCAAUGAGCAAUUGAGAGAAAAAAACAGGGAUCAAUUCAUCUUGAUCAAUAACUAAGGUGCUAGUGUUGAAGUGUGAUGGUCAACAGUUGAGUAAUUAAGAUAUUGAUGUAAUUUAUAAGAAUUUUCUGCUUUCUUAGGGAUCAUGUUAUCUUUACAGAAUGUAGAUUGUUUUUACAUGGUUUAAAUCGAUUCUCAGUUCAUAUGUUUAUUGCAUUAUGUACUUAGUCUGUCUAACCAGCAAGUACAGUACUUAUUAGUUAUAAUGAAUAUUAUGUAGCAUUUAACAAUGUCCAGGGUGUUAUUUAACAUGAUUGUCGUCUUUACAUUUCCUUCUUUCUAACCACAUUGAGGAGAUUAAAUCUCACCCUUCUUUCACCCCCUAGACUUUACCCCUCCAGGAAAACAUUAUACAAAAAUUGUCAUCUCUGUAUUGUACAUUUUGUAAUAGCUUUUAAGCCUGUACCUAUUAUAUUGAGGGAAUCUUGUCUUUGAGGGCCACACAUUCACAAAUGUUCUAUUUUUUCACAAAUCACUCAUUAUUGUCAAAUAUAUUUCCAUGUACA